Molecule: messenger RNA, 1980 nt
Organism: Dovyalis caffra
Lineage: Eukaryota; Viridiplantae; Streptophyta; Magnoliopsida; Malpighiales; Salicaceae
Source: the annotation of a GenBank genome assembly
AUGGCGCCAAAAAAUCCUCUCCGAUCCAAAUCGGUAAUUGUGAGGUUACGGUGGAAGCAAACAAGUUUGGAAGUUUUAGAGAUUUAUACAAGGGAACUACCAACAAUGAGUUAUGCUGCUAAUACUGGAAAACAAUCAAUGUUUCUUGAAAAAUGUGUCUCAAAUGGGAAAUACUGUACAUUGCUUUUGAAAUCCAAGUCAACAGAAGGUCCUGGAGAGGUUGUAGCUGCAAUUACGUAUCAAAUUAUCCCUGUCGACAUGCAGUAUGCUGAGAUUCCUCUUGCUGCUGUUAGUGCAGUCUACCAACACAAGGGUCUUGGUCACUUCUUGUACAUGGAAUUGAGGAAGAGACUUCAGAAUGUUGGUGUUCGUACAAUAUACUGUUGGGGCGAUAACGAAUCUGAAGGUUUUUGGGUUAAACAGGGUUUUGCAUCAAUAGCAGAAGUGGGUAACAAAGGUAGAGCUCGCAGGCUGCCUAUUAAGCCCAACAUCCGCAGAGCAUUGUGCUUUCCUGGUGGUUCAACUCUUAUGGUUUCUCAUCUAAACGAGGACAAUUCAGCUACCCCUGAGGUCCCUCUGCAGUUUUGUUUUCCACUAAUGCCUCGUAAUAAUUCUCCAUCACCUGUUUAUAGAUCUUCAGCCUCUGGGUUUAUUGAAGAGGAUUACACUAAUUUAAAGUCAAAAAACCAAGGAACUUCCAGGAUAGAAAAUUCUCAACGUGAAAGAUUUACAAAAGAUGGAUUUUCCGGAGUAGAUGCCAAUUUGAGUGGUCUUCCUCAGAGUACGGAUUGUGGUGAAUUAGCUCCUUUUGAGAGAGGAGAAUGCAGCAAGAUGAUAACUGAUGCAGAAUCAACUAUGGUUAGAGCUGAUGCUGAUGUCAAAUGCAAUUCUAGUUAUUUACAAGGUACUAAGAGGAGGCAUUGGGAAGCCUCAUUCUCAUCAUUGAAGACUAAGAAGGUGAAGGGAAGCCAUCGACCUGAAUAUGGAUCAGAUUCAGAGAGAGUCAAGACUGAUCCAUGUUUCAGGGGAUGCUCGUUGGGAAAUUCAAAAAACAGCUCUUUUGCUGAGGCUACUUCUAUGGAUCCUUUGACUCAUAAUUGCAUGGAAGAAAAUGCAAAAGAAGAUAGAUCAAGUAAUACAACAUCAGAGGCUCUGGUCAGCAAAGAAUUUCAGUCUAAAGGAGAAUGCUUUAAAAUCAUGUUGAUGAAUAUUGCUGAUGCUGAUAAGAAAAUGCAUCUGACAAAGUUGAACUCAUACACAGUUCAUUUGCAUCGACUCAUUACCAAAUGUCUUCUAGAGGAUUUUGUCCUGUCUCCUUUCCCCCCAGCAAAAGCUGGUAAAGUCGAGCAUGCACCAACUAUUGUGUUGGUCCCUGUCAUUUUUCUCCCAGGCAUGACUGGUUAUUUAUUUAGAAUAAUGUCACUGAGGCUGAAGGUAAUUGAAACUCUUGGUGGUGCCGUCACCCCUGAUGGAAGUGUAAGCACCCAUGUUGUCACAGGGAAAGUGAGAAUAACUUUGAAUUUCUGCACCGCUCUCUCUUCAGGAGCUUGGAUAGUUUCAUCAAACUGGUUAAAGGAAAGCUUCCACAAAGGCAGUUUUGUGGAUGAAUUGCCAUAUAUAUUGUGCGAUGAAGAAUAUGUUCUCAAGUACAGAGCUGAGUUAAAAGAUGCUGUUCUCAGAGCGAAAGCAAGACCUCGAGCUCUUCUUAAAGGGUAUAGCAUAUGCAUAGCAAACCAUAUCCAGCCUCCUUUUCAAACUCUAUCUCCCAUUGUUGAGUCUGCCGGUGGGAACGUAAUUUCUGGACUAGAUAAAGUAAAAGAAGCAUCAAAAACCAUCUUUGUUGUCUGUGAAGAAGACAUUGAAGAAGCAUUAUCAGCUGCGAAGAAAGGAAUACGGACUUUCAGCAGUGACUGGUUGAUGAGCUGCAUCAUGAGACAAGAACUGGACCUGGAGGCACAACAAUUUGCAGAGUCCUUGUGA